CCAACUGGGGAGGCCCAUUGUACCGUUCCACAUGCUAUGUCGUAACAUCCUCCAGGCCUUUCACCACAGCCGCCGUUAUUCUCACUACCCGCUCCCUCUCCGAGGCAAGGCCGCCGCCCUCUUCCCCCGCCAUUUCACCGCCGGUCCUCCUCCUCCUCCUCCGCCGCCGCCGCCAGAAUCGGCGUCUGCCAUGGCUGCUCACCCCAAGGACGAGGCCUACCUCAAUGCAGUAAUCCCCCAGCGCAUCGCCCUCUUCGAGGCCAUCAAAGCUCAGCAGCUAGCUCAGCGGCAGUCCCUACCUCACGACCCUAUCAAGAUCACUGUGGAAGGGCAAGUGAAGGAAGGGAAGAGGUGGGAGACCACACCAGCUGAUAUCGCGAAACAGUUGCCCAAGAAGGCGUAUUUGAUUGCGCGGGUCAAUGGGGAUCUGUGGGACAUGUCAAGGCCGCUGGAAGGUGACUGUGAGCUGAAGAUAUACGCAUUUGAAGACGAUGAAGGGCGGGAUACUUUUUGGCAUUCGAGUGCCCACAUCUUGGGACAGGCGCUAGAAAUGGAGUAUGGCUGCAAGCUGUGCAUCGGGCCCUGCACCACAAGAGGAGAGGGUUUUUACUAUGAUGCCUUUUACGGUGACUUGGGCUUGAAUGAAGAUCACUUCAAGCAAAUUGUUGCAGGGGCAAGCAAAGCUGUUUCGGAUAGACAACCUUUUGAGCGCAUUGAGGUAUCGAGGGAUCAGGCACUUGAUAUGUUCUCUGACAACCCUUUUAAGGUUGAAAUCAUCAAUGACUUGCCCGCCGACAAAACCAUCACAGUCUACAGAUGUGGACCCUUAGUAGACCUGUGCCGUGGGCCUCAUAUUCCAAAUACUUCUUAUGUCAAGGCAUUUAACUGCUUGAAGGCUUCUUCAGCAUAUUGGAGGGGUAACAGAGAUCGUGAAAGUUUGCAAAGGGUUUACGGGAUAUCUUUCCCAGAUAAGAAACAAUUGAAGGAAUAUGAACAGCAGCUAGAAGAAGCAAAGAAGUAUGACCAUAGGUUGUUGGGUACAAAACAGGAACUCUUCUUUUGCCACCCACUUAGCCCAGGAAGUUGGUUCUUCCUUCCUCAUGGUGCUCGAAUUUACAACAAAUUAGUUGAUUUUAUAAAAUCACAAUAUAGAAAACGAGGUUACCAGGAGGUUCUUUCACCAAAUAUGUACAACAUGCAACUCUGGGAAACAUCUGGUCAUGCUGCCAACUACAAAGAGAAUAUGUUUGUCUUUGAGAUUGAGAAACAAGAAUUCGGGUUAAAACCGAUGAAUUGCCCUGGACACUGCUUGAUGUUCAAGCAUAGAGUUCGUUCAUAUAGAGAGCUUCCUCUUAGAAUUGCUGAUUUUGGUGUCUUGCAUCGUAACGAGGCCAGUGGUGCUCUGACUGGAUUAACACGUGUUAGGAGAUUUCAACAGGAUGAUGCUCAUAUCUUUUGCAAAGAAUCUCAGAUAAAAGACGAAGUUCGGGGUGUCUUGGAGUUUAUCAGUUAUGUCUACGGAAUUUUUGGCUUCACCUUUGAUCUGAAGUUGUCUACGAGGCCAGAGAAGUACCUGGGAGACUUAGCAACAUGGAACAAAGCUGAAGCUGCCCUUUCAGAAGCAUUGGAUGAGUUUGGGCAGCCAUGGCAGAUAAAUGAGGCAGAUGGUGCAUUUUAUGGACCGAAAAUAGAUAUCAGCGUCUCUGAUGCACUGAAGAGAAAGUUCCAGUGUGCAACACUACAGUUGGAUUUCCAGCUCCCUGCCCGAUUCGAGCUCUCUUAUUCGGCAGAGGAUGAAGGGAAGACGGAGGCUCCUGUUAUGAUACACAGGGCCAUCCUAGGUUCAGUUGAACGAAUGUUAGCUAUAUUAUUGGAGCAUUACAAAGGAAAGUGGCCCUUUUGGCUAAGUCCGCGUCAGGCAAUUGUUUGCCCUGUAUCGGAUAAAUCCCAGGCAUAUGCUCUACAGGUGCGGGAUCAGAUUCAUGAAGCCGGUUACUUUGUUGAUGUCGACACAACUGAUCGUAAGAUUCAGAAAAAGGUUCGAGAAGCUCAAUUGGCCCAAUACAAUUACAUAUUAGUCGUCGGUGAAGAAGAGGCCAACACUGGAAAGGUCAGCGUGCGGGUAAGAGACAAGGCUGAUCACUCCGUCAUGAGCACUGAGGACCUUCUAAAAUUCUUCAAGGACGAAAUUGAUGCUUUUCAUUGAGUGGCUUUUGCUCCAAAAGCCUCAUUGAUACUAAAAGAACUUGCCUCACUUUUUCCACCUCCAUUUUGGAGUUAUAGAGAAGAAUAGGGGAAUCCAUUUGACGUUAGUUCGGAUUUGUACAACCCACAGUACUCGAAGUUUCGUGUUCUGUGUUGUAGUCUUGCUCAUUUGCUUUAAAUUAUGAGUGGUCUCUCGGUUUUUAGACAUUACAAUUUCUUGACUGCUUUCAUGAUUAGACUAUUGGCAUAGCUGAUUGCUGGGAGUGAUGGGCAUUGCUCAGAGUAAGAUCAACAUUUUCUUUUGUUCGAAGGAAAGCAAUGAACCGUGGUUGAAUCUCGACAACUUGAAGGCAUGACCUGUUCCGGGUCAUAUUGGGAUCAUUACCGAACUGUGGAACGAAGCAGACUACAUAGCAGUGGACCCUUGACAUUAAAUCUGUUCCUGAAGAACUGCAGAAGGAACGCUGGGUAAAAUAGUAAACCUCUGUUAAGUAAUAAGCAGUGUUGCUGUGUCCUUGAGUAGUCAUGGUAUCCAAGUUCUCCCUAAAAGCGGGGACAUAAAUAUAAUGACGCCAUGCCAUGAAGGUCUUUUCCUUU
This is a messenger RNA of Punica granatum (pomegranate), 2802 nucleotides long. The record is from RefSeq and is a predicted model, not a curated record. Lineage: Eukaryota; Viridiplantae; Streptophyta; Magnoliopsida; Myrtales; Lythraceae.